GUUAAAAAUAAAAAAUCCAAAAUGUGCUGCUAUAUUUUAAUUACUGGUUGUAGUUUAUUUUGGUUUGUACUUAGUUUAAUAGCUGAUUUAUUAAUUGUUUCAUCAAUUGUUACACCAAAAUGGUUAAUUGGACCAACAUUAGAAGUUGAACAUUCAAGUUCAUCAAAUGUAACAGCAUAUAGAUAUGCAUCAGUUGGUAUUUAUACAAGAUGUAAAACAAUGGAACGUAUUGGUUAUCAUUGUGGUCCAUUUGAUUUAGAUGGUUUUGGUACAGAUAGUCGUGUUUAUCCACCAGAAUGGAAAGCAUGUAUGUUUUUUAUGUCAAUGGGUUGUGUAAUAUUAGCUCUAACUGUAUUAUUAACAAUGGUAACAUGUUGUCGACAAUCAAUAUUUGGAAAAAGUAUACAUAAUUUAACUGCAUGCGCUCAAGUAAUAUCAGGUAUAUGCGUAAUGUUAGGUGUAUUUUUACAUCCAUUAGGAUGGGGUGCUAAAAGAGUUAUAAUAUUAUGUGGUUCAGAUUCAGAAGCAUUUAAUCCUGGAAUGUGUACAAUAGGUUUUUCAUUUUAUAGUGCUAUAUUUGGUAUUAUAUUAUGUUUUAUAUGUGCUGGUAUUAGUCUUAAAGCAGAAGCUUCUAAUAUGAGAGCACAUGUUAAAAGACGUGUUGAAGAAGGUGAUCGAUUAGUUUGUGUACCAUAAAAAUUUAAUAUGAGAUUAUAUAAACUUCAAAAACAAACUAUUAUAUUAAUAUUUUAUAUAUUAUGCAUUUAUGAAAUUAAGUAAUUUAGAAUUAAAAAGAGAAAUUAUUUUAAAUUUGUAU
Molecule: messenger RNA, 817 nt
Organism: Condylostylus longicornis
Lineage: Eukaryota; Metazoa; Arthropoda; Insecta; Diptera; Dolichopodidae
Product: LHFPL tetraspan subfamily member 2a protein
Exons: 3
Coding region: 22-696 (224 amino acids)
Cellular component (GO): membrane
Source: RefSeq, a predicted model, not a curated record